Messenger RNA from Meloidogyne enterolobii, 374 nucleotides. The record is from the annotation of a GenBank genome assembly. Lineage: Eukaryota; Metazoa; Nematoda; Chromadorea; Rhabditida; Meloidogynidae.
AUGACUAAACGAAUAGACGAAGCUAUAAUUCAAAUGAUUUGUACAGAUAUUUUCCCAUUGUCAAUUACAGACGGUCCUGGCUUUAGAAACUUUCUUAAAGUUGUUGCUCCUAAAUAUGUUCCAAAGUAUAAUUUUUUUAAUUUUUUUGGGGAUUUUUUGAGUAUUUUCGGGGAUGGAAGAGAUGAGGCUUGAAGAUUUUUUUGGGGUUUAAGAAAAAUUUUUUGUUGAUUUUCGAAGCCGAUUUCCCUCCAAUUUUCACUCUCAAUCAUCGACUACCAUCCCUUUAAUUAAUUUUAACUUUUUUCAAAAAAAUCCAAUUUUGCUAAUUUUGGUACCAUUCGAUUAAGCUCGUCGAGACGCGUCGAAUGAUAUAU